CGGCGCAGGCGACGGGCAUCUGGACCCGGGCGCGGAGGGCAGCGCACCGGCUGCGGCGCCCGGCCUGCGGGCGGCACUGCGCCCUUCCCUGCUCCCUGGCCAGUCCCGGGGGUCGCGUCGUGCCCACGCCGCCCCUAAGCCGCGCUUCGGCGGCCCGAUGCUGCGGGCGCCGCGGAGAGGCAGCAGCCGGCUGGGAGCGAGCGGCGGCGGCGGAGUGAGCGCAGCGGGACCCGGGCCGCGGAACCCCACACCGUUUUCGGUCCUUGCGCCUGGGCUUGGCGGGUAAUUCUCCCUGGCUGCUCGCGUCCUUACAAGUGAAGGAGCAGCCCAACCUUUGUCUUGGAUAAUUUCUAGUGGUACAGCGAUUGGGCAGACAGCCUCCUGAAGCUCUGGCACCCCUACCACACUCUUCACCUUAAGGAACAGAAGGCCUGUGGGAAACGGAUUCCUUAAAAGUGCAGGAGAGCCAGCCAUGAGAGGCUACCUCGUGGCUAUCUUCCUGAGUGCUGUCUUCCUCUAUUACGUGCUGCAUUGUAUAUUAUGGGGAACAAAUGUCUAUUGGAUGCCACCUGUGGAAAUGAAACAAAGAAAUCAGGUCCAGCUGUGUUCAUCAAAGCCAGCAUUUGCCUCUCUCCUGAGGUUUCACCAGUUUCACCCUUUUCUUUGUGCAGCUGAUUUUAAAAAGCUUGCUUCCUUGUAUGGUAGCGAUAAGUUUGAUUUGCCCUAUGGGAUAAGGACAUCAGCGGAAUAUUUUCGACUUGCUCUUUCAAAGCUGCAGAGCUGUGACCUCUUUGAUGAGUUUGACAAUGUGCCAUGUAAAAGGUGCGUGGUGGUUGGUAAUGGAGGAGUUUUGAAGAACAAGACGUUAGGAGAAACAAUUGACUCCUAUGAUGUAAUAAUAAGAAUGAAUAAUGGUCCUGUUUUAGGACAUGAAGAGGAAGUUGGGAGAAGAACAACCUUCCGACUUUUUUAUCCAGAAUCUGUUUUUUCAGAUCCCAAACACAAUGAUCCUAACACCACAGCGAUUCUCACUGCUUUUAAGCCGCACGAUUUAAAGUGGCUGUGGGAAUUGUUGACGGGUGGCAAAAUAAACACUAAUGGUUUUUGGAAAAAACCGGCCUUAAACCUGAUCUAUAAACCAUAUCAAAUCAGAAUCUUAGAUCCUUUCAUUAUCAGAACAGCAGCUUAUGAACUGCUUAAUUUCCCAAAAGUGUUUCCCAAAAAUCAGAAACCCAAACACCCGACAACAGGAAUUAUUGCCAUCACCUUGGCCUUUCACAUAUGUCAUGAAGUCCACCUUGCUGGCUUUAGAUACAACUUUUCUGACCUCCAGAGCCCUUUGCACUACUACGGGAAUGCCACCAUGUCCUUGAUGAACAAGAAUGCAUAUCACAACGUGACUGCAGAGCAGCUCUUUUUGAAGGACAUUAUAGAAAAGAACUUUGUAAUCAAUUUGACUCAAGAUUGACCCUACAGACAGAGAAGAUAAUGCUGACAGUAUUAGUUUUAUUUUUAUACUGGCAAUUUAUAGUUUAUUUUAAAAAACGUUGGAUGUACUUGUCAAGAAAUUAUGUAUAUCAAGCCUGUCGCUGCCUGGUGAUUUCAUAACCACCAGCUUAAUUUCUGUAAAUAUAUUUAAUUUAUGAAAACCAACAUAUACUGAAUUACCAUGUCCGGCUAAAGUUGUAAUUGCAUUGUGUUUUUAAAAAUAUUUUAAGUUUUUUUUCAUUUUAGACUUUUGAAAAGAUGUGACUUCCUAAUAAGGGGACUUAAGUUGACGGCAACAAAUUUGAAUGCAAAAUGACAUAUUUGGCUACUAUAAAAUGGUGAGGAAUUGGCAUGUGGUUGUGCUUUGAUGUGGCAAACUGGAAGCACGCCAGGUCUAUAUCUGGCUGACUUUAGUGUCUUUUUGUUCUAAUUAAGGAACAUGAAGUUUAAACCAGCUCUGAAUACAGCAGAGUGGACGGUUAUAGAAAUCUAAGGUCAGACUGGUAUAAUUAGGCUCCCCCCUUGCGAUUAAGUAAAUCACGAUUAUGAUGAGUAAUUAGGUAGAAUGAAGAUGGAAUUUUUUGUUUUUAAGUUUAUCUAGACGAGUAACCAAAGAGUGUAAUUACUAAAGUCUGGUGACUGCAUUAUGUUGAAGAAAUUUUUUAAAAAGUUUAUACAAAGAAAGCUGAGUAAGACAUGCUCAAGGAGAAAAUUCUUAAACUUUGUUUUGCCUGGUUUAAUUCAUUAACUUUUAAAACUUUAUUAUUUGAAGUUAAUUAGGAAAGAUGAAAAAGACACAAGUAAAUCUGUAGGAAGAGUCAAGGUGUUCUUGGAUUUAGGUGGUAUUUUCAUCUCUCAUCUUCACAUGGAAAGCGCACCUGACUAGGGUACUCCAGUGAAGAAUGCUACGGAUGCAAAGAAGCCAGUCCUACAACUGUGGUGAGCUGGUCUCCCUUUCCAUAAUGAAUAUAACUAACGGCUACGCUGGGGUAGGGUAAGUGGUGAAGGAGAAAGGAAGAGAACAGAAGGUAUAAGAAUGAUGGAAUAAAAAGCUAUCAAAAGAGGUAUGAGUUGAAGAAUUAGUACCUUUUUAAAAAAUAUAUAUUUUUAUUGAUUUCAGAGAGGAAGGGUGAGGGACAUAGAAACAUCAAUGAUGAGAGAGAAUCAUUGAUUGGCCGCCUCCUAUUGGGACCUCAGCCUGCAACCUGGGCAUGUGCCCUGACAGGGAAUUGAACCUUUGACCUCCUGGUUCAUAGGUCGAUGCUCAACCACUGAGCUACGACCAGGCAAGAAUUAGUAUCUUUUGAAUAAUUACCACUGGGAGACAUUGAUGUCACUGAAAAUCAACCUGCCUCUCUAAAGAAAGUGUAGAAAGGGUGGAAUAGUAGACCAGAAAUAGGAAUAAAUAAGGUACUUAGAAAGCAGGGAAGGGGGAGAAGUAAAUAUGGAUGAUGUCCUAUUAAUAGCAUACGUUUGCACAGGACCAAUUUCAUCUGAUUCUUCUAAUAACGUUGAGGUGGAAAAGGCAGGAGCCAUCCUAGGCCCCAUGUUCAGUGUCCUUUCCCUGCCACUGCACAGCCAGAGGUUGCAGCUGGAGUAACUCCGGCUUCAAAAAGGAUACUGUGGCUACAGAAAAAAUCAAAGUCAGAACCAAUGGUGGCAUUCCCUAAUGUUACUGUGAAUAGUAUAACACUGGCCAUUAAACUUUCUGACUGAUGUUCAAAUUCAGGAAUCUGGCAUUUUGUGUAGUAUAAGAAAAGGCUAUAAACCUCAAGGUGGUUUUAGUUAAGCCAAAAAAAAAAAAAAAUCUGAGCAAGACACAUAUAUACAAUUUAUUAAAAACACAUGAACACAUUAAAAUCUCACUAUUUAUACAAUCUAAAUUCUAGCAACAUAUACAAAUACUGAGUGACUACAGUACAUGCCGAGGUAAGAAAAGUACAUUCUGGGAGAAUUUCACUGACACUUAAGCCAUUUUUGUUUCCAAUAUGUAUUUCAUUCCGUGUUUUGUUUCCACCCUUCCCAGUGUCAAAAAAAAAAAAGAAAAAAAAAAGAAAAAAGAGAGA
Molecule: messenger RNA, 3554 nt
Organism: Myotis daubentonii (Daubenton's bat)
Lineage: Eukaryota; Metazoa; Chordata; Mammalia; Chiroptera; Vespertilionidae
Gene: ST3GAL6
Product: ST3 beta-galactoside alpha-2,3-sialyltransferase 6
Biological process (GO): glycolipid biosynthetic process
Molecular function (GO): sialyltransferase activity
Source: RefSeq, a predicted model, not a curated record